CAAUUUAUACUGUCUUCAUUGUAUAAAAUGGAUGUCGCAACAUUCAAAAAUUUGCUGGAGCGGCUGCAAAGUGUGGAUCAUGGUACGCGAACUGAAGCUGAGAGUGCUCUUGGAAAUAUUUCUCCUACGGAGAGACUCAGUUUGUUUUUGCAAUCAAUGACUGAUUCUUCAUUGGUCACUAGUGCCCGAACCCUAGCGGCUGUUUUGUGCCGUCGCUUAUUAAUGAAUGACUGUGAAGAAGCAUUUGGUCCUUUACCAGAAGAUACUAAAAACCAAAUUAGACAGCAGCUAUUAGUGGCAAUUGUAAAUGAACCCGUUAAUUUGAUGCGUCGUAAAAUUGCCGAUGUUGCUGCAGAAUUAGUUCGUGAACAUUUCGACGACGAUGGCGUUUGUCAAUGGAGAGAAUUCCAACCUUUCAUCUUCGAAUGUUUCAAAUCUCCCGAACCGGGUCUUCGUGAAAUAGGCUGUCAUCUUUUUGCUAUUGUACCAGCCAUUUUUGGACCCGAUCCAAAAAAAUUACUGACCGACAUUGGCCACAUGCUUGGUCAGGCUCUUCAAGAUGCCGAUCCUAAAGUUCGUGAAGCUGGCUUCCGCGCACUUUCUGCUUUUCUUGUCCAUAAUGCCUCCGAAAACUCCAUUCAAGUUUCUCUCAGGGAUCUUGUUCAACCCGCUCUGAUGGCGAUCGCAGCCAACUUGGAAUCUGAUUCCGAAGAUGACACAAUGCUUAAAUGUUUGGUUGAAAUGGCAGAAUCCACUCCUAAAUUUAUUCGCCCCUACCUUCAAGUCACUUUAGAACUCUGCUACAAAGUUCUCUGUAAUGCCGAUCUCUCUGACCCAAUCCGCCACAUUGCGUUAGAGGUGAUUAUAACACUGGCAGAGAAUAUCCCUUCAGGUGUUCGUAAAGCGGGCAAGGAAAUGAUUAGACCUCUCGUUCGAACCCUCCUUCAAAUGAUGACUGAACUGGAAGAUGAUCCCGAUUGGGCGACAGCUGAUACUCCAGAGGAGGAUGAAGAAGAUAGCAAUGCCAUUACUGCUGAGAUGGCUUUGGAUCGGUUUGCUUGUGCUAUGGUUUCCCAAGUCGUAUUGGAUGAGAUCACUCAAACUGUUCCGAUCAUGUUGGAAGAUCCGGACUGGAGAAAACGUCAUGCUGGUCUUAUGGCUGUUUCGGCUUGUGGAGAGGGUUGUCACAAGCAGAUGGAGGGUAUGCUGGGUUCUAUCAUUCAAGCUGUUAUUCCACGUAUGGCUGAUCCUGAACCUCGUGUCAGGUAUGCUGCCUGCAAUGCUAUUGGACAAAUGGCAGCUGAUUUCGGGCCUAAACUCCAAAAGAACUACCAUUCUGCUAUCAUCCCAGCUAUCAUGCAUGUCCUCGACGAUAAAGUCCCACGCGUUCAGGCUAAUGCAGGAGCAGCUUUGGUUAAUUGUUGUGAAACAUCAAUGAAGAGUGUCUUGCUUACCUAUCUCGAUGAUCUUGUUAACAAACUACAAGAAGUAAUGACUGCCAAGUUUCACGAAAUGGUUGAAAAAGGACACAAGUUGGUCCUUUUGCAAACUGUUACUUCAAUUGCUGCUGUAGCAGAUGCAUCUGGGGAAAACUUUGCUCCGUACUACGAUCGAUUCAUGCCGGGUUUGAAGUACAUUAUGGAGAACGCGAUUCAUCCUGACUUGAGACUUCUUCGUGGUAAGACAAUUGAAUGCAUUAGUUUGAUUGUCUUGGCCGUCGGAAAGGAAAAAUUUAUGCAGGAUGCCAAUUCAAUUAUGACCCUCUUCAUGAAGACUCAAACAGCUAUUGGUGGGGAAAGUGCUGGUAAAGGUUCAAAUGAGGAUCAAUUUGAUGAUGACGAUCCGCAAGUUAAUUACAUUAUCACAGCUUGGGCUCGUAUUUGCAAACUCAUGGGACGUUCCUUUGAGCCUUUCUUGCCAACAGUAAUGCCACAAGUGCUAAAAACAGCACGUAUGGCGCCUAAAGUUUGCGUUCUAGAUGACGAGGAAGCUGAGUCAUUCGAUCCUGAGUCUUGGCAAAUUCUGUCCAUUGGAGAAGAUCAGAACUGUGCUAUUAGAACUAGCAUUCUUGAGGAUAAGGCAACUGCCUGUCAAAUGCUCGUCUGCUAUGCUCGUGAAUUAAAGGAUAGUUUUGCUCCUUAUUGUGAAGAGGUCCUGAACACAAUGCUCCCCCUGCUCAGUUUGUGUCUCAACGAUGAGAUUCGUAGCGCUGCUGCUGAAAUUAUGCCUUAUCUUAUGGCUAGUAUGAAAAAGUCUCGACCCGACUUAAUCGCUGGCGCCUGGGAUAAGGUUUUCAGCAAACUAAUUGAAGCUAUUUCUACUGAACCCGAACGGGAAAUCGUUGCUGAGUUAUUGGAAUCGCUAGCUGGUUGUAUCGAGAACCUAGGCGUUGGCUAUCUCAAUUUUGAGCGCAUGACCGAAAUUCAUAGACUUCUGGAUCGUUUCUUUCAUGAGCAUUUUGAAAAGGAUGAAGAAAGAGCUGCUAAACGACAGGAUGAAGAUUACGAUGAACAGGAAGAAGAGAGAAUUCUCAACGAAAAAGACGAAGACGAGUACGUCCUCUCAAAAAUGUGCGAAGUUAUGCGGGCAAUCUUCUCUACUUACAAGACCGAAGCCCUUCCUCUUUUCCAACAACUUAUGGUUCAUGUUGUUAAACUCCUGGAACCCAACCGUCCAUGGUCUGAUUUGGAGUGGGGUCUGUGCUUUAUCGCUGACUUGAUUGAGUGCGGUGGUCCUCAGUCCUUUGCCAUGAAGGACUUCUUCAUUCCUGCCAUUGCACGUGCUAUUAUGCACAGACAAAACUCUAUCAGGCAGACGGCAAUCUUUUCUAUCGGUGUUAUGGCUAUGUUUGGUUGUGAAAAUUAUGUACCAACUCUGACUGAUUUUGUGCCACCGCUAAUUCAAAUAAUCGAGUCUCCUGAAUCUAGCAGCGAUGAAAAUAACAUGUGCCGUGAGAAUGCUGUCGCAUCCAUGACAAAGAUUAUGAAGUAUCGGCCAGAGGCCUUGGCUCCUGCUGGUCUAGGUGAUAUGGAUUCUCUAAUCGCACGUUGGGUCACAUGGUUGCCAAUUUGGGAAGACGAUGAGGAGACAGUUCAUGUUUAUGGCUACUUAUGCGAUUUGGUUGAGGCGAACAAUCCUGCUGUUCUUGGUGGUCCUUCAAAUACCAAUCUCCCACGAAUUGUGGCUGCAAUUGCUCGAGUAUUCUCCGAGAAGGGUCUUUCUAAAUCAAAUGAAGAAGAAGAGGGCGCCGGGGUAGCUGCCGGUGACCAGCAACAUACCGUCAAUGGCUCAAAAUCCGCACCAGUAGUGUAUGAUCGUUGUGUUGCAAUCCUUCGGCUUAUUCAAGGCAAUUCGUCAGUCUUUGAGGCUUGUAUGUCCCAACUGUCUGAGAAAGAACGACAAACUAUUGUUGCCUCUCUCAGUUAG
This is a messenger RNA of Rodentolepis nana, 3426 nucleotides long. NCBI's taxonomy places the organism in Eukaryota, Metazoa, Platyhelminthes, Cestoda, Cyclophyllidea, Hymenolepididae. The record is from the annotation of a GenBank genome assembly.